UCUUCGUCAUUUCAAAACCUCAAAAAAUCAAAACACAUUCUCUCUCUUCCCAAAAUCUUCAUCAAACCUUCUCAUCUAUAACCAAAUCACCGGAGAUAUUCAACUAUACCCUCAAUCACCGGCCAAAAAUCGCUUAAAGAUCUUCAAAAUCGCCGUAGAGUAUCAACGAUCGCCGGAGAUAUUCAACAAUCACCGGAGAAUUUCAACAGUCACCGCCGGAAAAAAAAAAUCAGGCUAAAAACGAGAGGGUUUCAGUAAUCCGUUGUAACAGCUAAGGAUAGCAAAAACAAAUCCAACCAAAAAACAAUGACCACAGCUAAAAAGGUUCGUGGUACCCCGGUGCUUGAGAAGCGCAAAAACAGGCAACAAAUAUUGACACCGGAUACUAAUACAUGCGGACCAGCAAUGCGGACAAGGGGAGCUAAAAAAGUUAACGAAGCGCAUUGUGACGAGAAGGUACACAGAAGAAAGCUAAUAAUUUUACCAGAUAGUGACUUGGACACCCCCAUGGAAAACAUGGAAAAAAGAAAAAAAGGCGACGGCGAUCAGGACGGGCCGGCAACACGUACGAGAGGAGCUCAGCAAUGGCAUGAGGAUAGCAAACCAAAGAAAAAUGUCAAAAGGAAACGAAUAAUUUCAGCAGAUGGUGACUCACAGAUGACUGCAGAUACAGCUCUGCCAAUACAGGAUGCAAUUGGUGUAAAAAAAACAAAAAAGUAAAACAUGAUCGGGUGAAAACCCGAAGUGGCAAACACGC
Helianthus annuus (common sunflower) is the source of this 757-nucleotide messenger RNA. RefSeq lists its product as uncharacterized. The coding region runs from base 307 to 720 and encodes 137 amino acids. The transcript has 9 exons. The record is from RefSeq and is a predicted model, not a curated record. NCBI's taxonomy places the organism in Eukaryota, Viridiplantae, Streptophyta, Magnoliopsida, Asterales, Asteraceae.